AACACGACAAGACAACGAUGAAGAUCUUUCUAAGUGCCACACUGGCCAUUAUGCUUGGCAUAAUUGGCACAAAUGCCAUAUACCAGUUUCCUGAGGGCUCUACGGGAGGCAUGACAUGGCAAACCAGUAGCACAAGUGUUCCAACCGGUGGCAUGACAUGGCAAACAACCAGCAGCUCUACAGGCGGUACAGGCGGUGGAUCCAUUUCAGGUGGCACCAGCGGCUCAAUGGUUCCCACCGGUAGCAUGACAUGGCAAACAACCAGCAGCUCUACUGGUACCGGCGGCGGAGCCACAUCUGGUGGCGCCAGCAGCACAGGUAUUCCAACCGGCAGCAUGACUUGGCAGACAAGCAGUAGCUCUACUGGUACAGGCGGUGGAGCAAUUUCUGGUGGCACCACUUGGACCACUCACCAGACCACAGUGAACGGUGGAGGCAGUCUGGGUGGAAGCGGUGGAACAAUUAAUGUAUCCGGCGGUGGCGGUAAUGGCGGCUCGGGCACCGGAUCUUUCAACUGGGAAAGUAGUGGCAGUGGCAAUGGUGCUUCUGGCAGCGCCGAUGGUUCUCUAAAUGGUGGCACCUCCAACGGUGGUUCUCAGUCCUGGAGUUGGCAAUCGGGUGGCGAACAACCUUCCGGCAGCAUUAGCAUACAGGGUCAAGGUUCCAAUGGUGCAGCCACUGGAUCUGGUAGCAUUAAUAAUGGUGGCUCUCAAUCUUGGAGUUGGCAAUCGGGUGGCGAACAACCUUCGGGCAGCAUUAGCAUACAGGGUCAAGGUUCCAGUGAUGGAGCCAGUGGAUCUGGUAGCCUUAAUAAUGGUGGCUCUCAAUCUUGGAGUUGGCAAUCGGGUGGCGAACAACCUUCCGGCAGCAUUAGCGUACAGGGUCAAGGCUCCAAUGGUGGUGCCAGUGGUUCCGGUAUGAUUGAUGCUGGUUUCGAUGGAUCUGGUGGUGCUAACUGGGCUAUUGAAGGUGGUAAUGGCGGCAAUUGGGAGACCAAUCAUAACAUCAAUAUCGAUGUUAAUGGAGGCUCUGGCGGAUCUGGUACAUGGACAACAGACCUUAAUGGCAAUGCUGGUGGCGGUUCCAUCAAUGUAAAUGGUGGUGUUCAAAUUGACCCCGGUUUUAAUGGAGGUGGCUCCCUUAACAUUGGUGGUUUGGCUGGUGGUCUGGCCCAUGGUGCUGGUGGUGUUAUCAAUGGCGCUGCUGGUGGUUUAGCUGGUGGCCUUGCCCAAGGCGCUGGUGGUAUUAUUGGUGGUGGCGCCCAGGCUCUUGGUGGCAUGGCUGGUGGUCUUGCCCAAGGUGCUGGUGGUAUUAUCAGCGGUGGCGCCCAGGCUCUUGGUGGUAUGGCCGGUGGUCUUGCCCAAGGUGCUGGUGGUAUUAUCAACGGAGCUGGCCAAGCUGCUGGUGCAAUUAUCGAUGGUGCUGCCAAUGCUGCUGGCAAUAUUGUUGGCGGUGCUGCUAACGUUGCUGGUGGUUUGGCUGGUGGUCUUGCCCAAGGCGCUGGUGGUAUUAUCAGCGGUGGCGCUCAGGCUCUUGGUGGUUUGGCUGGUGGUCUUGCCCAAGGUGCUGGUGGUAUUCUCAAUGGAGCUGCUAAUGCUGCUGGUAAUAUCGUUGGAGGUGCUGCUAACAUUGCUGGUGGUUUGACUGGUGGUGCUGCCAACGUUGCUGGUGGUAUUAUUGGCGGCGGCGCUCAAGCUCUUGGUGGUAUUGCUGGUGGUCUUGCUCAAGGUGCUGGUGGUAUUCUUGAUGGUGCUGCUCAUGCUGCUGGUAAUAUUGUCGGUGGUGCUGCUAACGUUGCUGGUGGUUUGGCCGGUGGCCUUGCUCAAGGUGCCGGAGGUAUUAUCGGCGGUGGUGCCCAAGCUCUUGGUGGUUUGGCUGGUGGUCUUGCCCAAGGUGCUGGUGGUAUUCUUGAUGGAGCUGCUCAUGCUGCUGGUCAUAUUGUCAGCGGUGCUGCUAACGUUGCUGGUGGUUUGGCCGGUGGUCUUGCUCAAGGUGCAGGAGGUAUUAUCGGCGGUGGUGCCCAAGCUCUUGGUGGUUUGGCUGGUGGUCUUGCCCAAGGUGCUGGUGGUAUUCUUGAUGGAGCUGCUCAUGCUGCUGGUCAUAUUGUCGGCGGUGGCGCCCAAGCUCUGGGUGGUUUGGCUGGUGGUCUUGCUCAAGGUGCAGGAGGUAUUAUCAGCGGUGGCGCCCAAGCUCUUGGUGGUUUGGCUGGUGGUCUUGCUCAAGGCGCUGGUGGUAUUAUCGGAGGUGGUGCCCAGGCUCUUGGAGGUCUAACUGGAGGUCUAAAUGGAGGUGUUAACGUAGGAGUUGGCGGAGAUACUACCAUAACCACCAUACAUCAAAAUGGUAUGGGCGGUAAUAUUGGUGGCGGUUUGAACAUUGACAUUAACGGUUCCGGUGGUGGUAUCGGCAUGGGUGGAGGCAUGAACGUUGGCCUUGGUGGUACCGGUGGCAUGAACGUUGGCCUAGUUGGUUCCGGUGGCAUGAACGUUGGCCUUGGCGGCUCUGGUGGCAUGAACGUUGGUCACACCGUUGUCACUGGCACCGGAGGCGGUCUAGGUGGCGGCCUUGGCGGCGUUGUUGGUGGUCUGGCCAAUGCCGCAUCCGGUCUUGUUAAUGGCGUUGCCACCGCUGCUGGUGGUAUUCUUGGAGGAGCGGCCAACGCAGUUGGUGGACUUCUUGGUGGAGCAACCUCAGCCUUAACAGGAGGUAGUUCUGGUGGCGGUCUUCUUGGCGGCAUUCUUGGUGGUGGUGGUGGCUCCACUACUCAUUACCAACAACGCCCCGGUCUAUUUGAUAAUCUGCUUGGUUAAUUCUCACAAAAAAAAAAAAAAUUGUUUUUAAUUCUAGUAAAUGUUGUCUUAUUUAAAUUGUAUUUCGAAAUUAAAAUCCUGUAUUAAAUAAAUAGAGCAAUAGAUAUACCAUUUUUUUUUU
Messenger RNA from Stomoxys calcitrans (stable fly), 2931 nucleotides. RefSeq lists its product as uncharacterized. Bases 18 to 2810 code for a protein of 930 amino acids. The record is from RefSeq and is a predicted model, not a curated record. The transcript has 3 exons. Lineage: Eukaryota; Metazoa; Arthropoda; Insecta; Diptera; Muscidae.